AUGCAUUCGUCCAGAAAUUUGUGUCCUUCAUCUUGCAUCUUAGGAUCGACUGGCCUGCUUCCUUAACCACCUCAGACCCAGUUCAGCAUGUCCGACGACGGCUAUGGCGGUGGUGGCGGUGGCGGAGAUGACUACGACUACGACGGUCCCAGUUUCACAGAUGGUGCCUUCGAUGAAGGCUAUGAUCUCCUCGCACAAGAACAAGAGGAACAAGUAGAAGGGGAGGAGACAAAUGGUGAAGUCUCGCACGUCAAUGGAAUUAAUGGGGCAGACCAUGAUCAGGAGAUGGUGAAUGGAGAGGAGGGCUCAAACGCAGGUAUUCAGGGCGAGCGACAGGCAAACAAAGUCAGAGUAACAACACCAUACUUGACCAAGUACGAACGAGCACGAAUAUUGGGGACUAGAGCGCUUCAAAUCAGCAUGAACGCCCCAGAUGCUCUGCAAAUCGCAAUUAAGGAGCUCUCACAACGAAAAAUUCCCCUUAUCAUCCGGCGCUAUCUACCCGACGGAAGUUUUGAAGAUUGGAGUGUCUCUGAGCUAAUUAGCGAAUGA
Molecule: messenger RNA, 552 nt
Organism: Suillus discolor
Lineage: Eukaryota; Fungi; Basidiomycota; Agaricomycetes; Boletales; Suillaceae
Product: subunit common to RNA polymerase I
Exons: 6
Coding region: 88-552 (154 amino acids)
Biological process (GO): DNA-templated transcription
Cellular component (GO): RNA polymerase III complex; RNA polymerase II, core complex; RNA polymerase I complex
Molecular function (GO): DNA binding; DNA-directed RNA polymerase activity
Source: RefSeq, a predicted model, not a curated record